Molecule: messenger RNA, 2034 nt
Organism: Acytostelium subglobosum LB1
Lineage: Eukaryota; Evosea; Eumycetozoa; Acytosteliales; Acytosteliaceae
Exons: 5
Coding region: 1-2034 (677 amino acids)
Biological process (GO): cellular response to calcium ion
Cellular component (GO): plasma membrane
Molecular function (GO): calcium-dependent phospholipid binding
Source: RefSeq, a predicted model, not a curated record
AUGGCAGCAUCAGCACCAACAUCAAAGGUUGAACUUAGGAUAUCAUGCAAGGGUUUGACUAACAAAGAUACCUUCUCAAAGUCAGACCCUCAAGUGUUUGUAUACUGUAGUCUUCCAGGGCAACAACCAAGACUGAUGGGCAAGACUGAGAAGAUCAACAACUCUCUCAAUCCACAGUUUAACACUGCUGUCUUUGUCGACUACUACUUUGAACUGACUCAACACUUGAAGUUUGUCGUUAUGGAUGUUGAUAAUGACAUUUUGGACAAUGAGGAUGAUUUGAUUGGAAGAGCCGAGUGCACUUUGGCAACGAUCGUCUCGGCACCAGGUGCUACCGUCCAGAUGCAGUUGAUGUCCAAGCACAUGCACAAGGCAGGAUUGAUCACUGUCAAGUCAGAGGUGACCAGUGGAUCGAAGCAAAAGAUCAGAUUCAUCGUCGAUGGUCACAAGCUUGACAAGAAGGAUCUGUUUGGCAAGUCCGACCCAUACUUCACGCUGUCCAAGCGCUCCAACGAAGGCUUCUCCCAAGUAUACAAGAGUGAGAUCAUCAAGAACACACUCGAGCCACACUACAAGCAGGUCAUACUGCCCAUGGAUGACCUCACCGGUGGAGACAUCCGCAGAGAGCUUCUCUUCAACUUCUACGACUAUGAUUCAGUUGGAUCACAUGACUUUAUCGGUUCAUUCAUUACAACUGCCGAGUACAUCUUGGCCAACGCAAACAACAAGGCCACGUUUGAUUUGAUCAACCAGAAGAAGAAGGAGAAGAAGUCAAGCUACCACAACUCGGGUACCAUUGCUAUUUCCAAUGCAGUUAUGUACCGUGACUCGGAGUUCAUCGACUACUUGUUCGGUGGAUGUGAGAUCCAGCUCACAGUGGCUAUCGAUUGUACUGCUAGUAAUCUGUCACCCUCCUCACCAUCCAGUCUUCACUACAAGCACCCAACCGAUCCCAACCCAUACGCCAAUGCCAUUGUCUCUGUUGGCAACGUUCUUGCUCCAUACGACUUUGAUGGACUCAUCCCAACAUAUGGAUUCGGUGCCAUCGUUCCCCACAAGAACUCAACAUCUCAUUGUUUCCCAAUGAACUUGACAAUGGAUCCAAAGGCACGUGGAGUUGAGGGUGUCUUGGACACAUACUAUCAGAACAUUGCACUUGUGGACUUUAGUGGACCUACAUGUUUCGCUCCAAUCAUCGAGGAGGUUAGGAAGCAGUCUGAGUGCACACAGGCCAACCAGAGGUAUACCAUCCUCAUGAUCAUCACUGAUGGUGCCAUCAAUGACAUGGAGGAGACCAUUCGUGUGAUAGUUCGCGCCGCCAACAACAACCCAAUGUCAAUCAUCAUUGUUGGAGUUGGUAAUGCCAACUUUGAUAGCAUGGUGGAGUUGGACAGUGAUGGAAAGAGAUUGAGUGAUGGUGUACAUGAGGCCAAGAGAGAUAUUGUUCAGUUUGUUGCAAUGAGCGACUUCAAGGACAAGCCAUUCUACAUGUUGGCUCAGGAGGUGCUCAAGGAGGUCCCCACCCAGUUCAUGCAAUACAUGAACACUGCCUCGGUCUUUGCCAAUCCACCCAGAGUGUUUGUCGCACCACCCACUCCCAUGGCCUCUGUUCCAAUGGUUGGCGUACCAGUCGUUGGUGUACCAGUUGCCGGAGCACCAGUUGUCGCCGCACCAAUGGCACCAGUCUCUGUGAUCGAUCCAACUACUCUCCCACUGCCACCUGCACCAGGUGUAGCUGUUGCUCCACUCCCAGCUGGCGCCACUGGAGUUCCAGUGGUCCCAGCAACAGGCUCCUCCUCAGUCUCUGGUGUCGUCGAUCUUGACAAGCAUAGUCCAGUUGAGAUAGCCAACGCUACUGUAUCAUCACCAACUACUUCUUCUUCAGGCACCAUUGAUCUUGAAAAGCAUAGUCCACCAGUUGAGUCGAUGUCCAACCUCACUGUAUCACCAACAACUACGUCAACAACAUCUGGUUCAGGUUCAAGCUCAGCAAUUGAUCUUGAGAAGAAGGUCACUUUGGAGAAGCAUCCAUAA